This is a messenger RNA of Chironomus riparius, 1749 nucleotides long. The record is from the annotation of a GenBank genome assembly. Lineage: Eukaryota; Metazoa; Arthropoda; Insecta; Diptera; Chironomidae.
AUGACAGCGUCUCUCGUUUUUGUAAAGUUUGGUGCUGUUCUCGUAUUUUUUGGACUCUGGGUAUGUUCCAGUGAGUUAAGUUCCCACUUCUAUAAAAUCGACUGCAUUAAGGAAAAUGAAACAAAAUAUCUCAAAAAUAUAAAUUGUGAAGUUAUCAAGCUUAGUAAAGGACUUUAUGCGUUAACUGUCCUUGCUGAUUUAGUUCUCAAAGCUAAUCAUGUUAAUGUCAGUUUAGACAUUUACCAAAGACCAUCAAAUUUAAAUUUCUUCAACAUGACACUAGAAUAUUGCAGCUCCUAUGGAAAUUUGUCACCAAUUGUGCGACUUUGUAUUGAACUUUUAAGAAAUUUUGCAAAUAAUCUCUUUCAUGCUUGUCCAUUUAUGCCAAGAAAGCGAAUUGGAGUAGAAAAUAUGCCGAUGGCACUUGGACUACCAUUCAUAUCCUUAUUAAAUAUUCCACGUGGUGACUAUAGAACUGUCAUCAGUAUUCGCGACCAAAAGAAUGAAUUUAUUUUUUAUGUACAACUUUUGGGGACGGUCUCACAAAAGAAAAGUCAAAAAAAUGGAGAUAUACAGAACAUGUUAUGGGUUAAGGAUGAUGUCGAAAUUUUCAGCUACUGCAAUAAAAGUCAAAAUCUCAAUUUGAUGAAUCAGCAGUGCAAAGUGUGUGGCGAACCAGCAGCAGGAUUUCAUUUUGGUGCAUUUACAUGUGAGGGAUGUAAGUCAUUUUUCGGACGAACGUACAACAACUUAUCAUCGAUAUCGGAAUGUAAAAACAACGGCGAAUGUGUCAUUAACAAAAAGAAUCGUACAGCAUGUAAAGCAUGUCGUCUUCGAAAGUGUCUACUAGUUGGAAUGUCCAAAAGUGGCUCACGCUAUGGUCGACGAUCAAACUGGUUCAAAAUUCACUGUCUUCUUCAGGAGCAACAAAAUAAAGUCAAUAAUAACAAUAACAAUAAUAUAAGCAGCAAUAGUAAUAACAAUAAUGUCUUACAAAAUGAGAAUAGCAAUAAUAGCAAUAAUAACAAUAAUUCAUCGAUAGCAAACCAACCUGCGAGUAUUCUACCAAAUGACUUUAUAUCGUCGCAUUUCCUAGCGAAUUUAUACAGCAAUUACAACAAUAAUAAUAAUAACAAUAAUAUUAACAAUGGAAUGAUUAAAGGUCAAGACGUAGUAAUAAAACGAGUAAGUUCACCAAGUGAUUCAGGUGCAUCGUCGGCUGAACUUGACGAAACGAGUAUCAAAUUUAAUAAUAACAACAUAGCCAAAAGUAAAAACCUGAAUUCAUUGAAGCCACGAUCGGAUAGCCUUAGUAGUGAGAAACGCGAAAAAACCAGUUCAUCGCCAAGUGAUGGCUACAUUAGUCCAAUAAUUAGUAAUCGAAACUUAAAACCGUCACAAAUUACACCAUUCCUGCCUUUCGCUAUUCAUCAUCAUGGACUUCCGACGACUAUGUCACCGAGGACGCCGAGUGCACAAGAACUUUUCAUGCUAUCAUUACCACAGAUUUCAUUGACACCGUCGCCACUCCAGAAGCUACAUAAUAAUUAUGUUGAUACCGAGCAAAAUGAGCCAAUUGAUUUAUCAAUAAAGUCGUCAUCUAGUAAACGAUCACGUGAUAGUAAUGAUAAUGAUGAUAAUCAUGGUAAUAGAAAAGCGAUUCGAUCAUCAACACCUGAUUUACAUCAUGAGGCAGCUGCAGCGGCACCGAAGACAGUUCCUUUAGAUUUAACGCUUGUGCGAGGAUAA